AGGGGAGAGGCGGAGGGCCGGGAGGGGCCCUGCUGCCUCUGCCUGCCUCAGCGCUCUGCUUUCUACCUGCAGAAAAUAGAGGACGGGCAUUUAAACAACUCCCUGGGAUCCCCGGUGCAGGCUGAUGUGUACUUCCCUCGGCUGAUCGUCCCCUUCUGCGGUCACAUCAAAGGAGGGAUGCGGCCGGGGAAGAAGAUCCUGGUGAUGGGCAUCGUGGACCUCAACCCCGAGAGCUUUGGCAUCAGCCUGACCUGUGGGGAGUCGGAGGAUCCUCCUGCGGAUGUGGCCAUCGAGCUGAAAGCUGUAUUCACAGACAGACAGUUCAUCAGAAACUCGUGUGUAGCUGGAGAAUGGGGAGAAGAGCAGUCGUCUAUUCCUUACUUCCCAUUUAUACCGGACCAGCCUUUUCGGGUUGAGAUACUUUGUGAGCAUCCCCGUUUUAGAAUAUUUGUGGAUGGACAUCAGCUCUUUGAUUUUUCCCACCGUAUUGAAACACUGUCAGCAAUUGACACGAUAAAGAUAAAUGGAGAUCUUCAGCUUACAAAACUUGGCUGAACUUGUUAGAACUGUAGAUUCCAAACCGGCUCAGGUGCCAUCGUCUGUGUGGAGAAGUGACAGCCGGCUCUGGACACAACUAUAGUAGGAAGGCUGUUCCUUUUCUGUGUGCAGUUCUUCACGCCUGUGCCGAUGAACUGGGCUGUUGUCUAUCUUAAUGAAGAACAUUGAUGGUUAAUAGACAUCGAGCCAUUUUUCUUUGAUCAAAAUAACCCACUUGUGCUGGAUAAUCAAUGGAAUGGAUUCGGAAAGACUUGCAGUCUUGUUUCAAAUCUCACAGAAAGGCGAUUUCUGAAACACAGCACUAAAAUCAGUUACUGCACAGCAGUAACAAUAACAAAAAAAGGUUUUUCUUUUGCAAAUAUUGUUUCUGCACUGAAGUGGAGUAGUGUAGCACAAUGUAGGGCCACAUGUUGAUGUCCUUACCCAGGGCUUGAGCCUGGUUCCACGGAAAUCAAUGGCAAAUUUGCUAUUCACUUUAUCGGGGUACAAUCAAACUUAGUCAAGCACAACUCCCAUUGAUUUCUAUGGGAUUUUUGCACAUGCCCAGGGGCGAGAUCUGCUGCUGGUGUUAAUCAGCUAACUUCCAUGGCUUGCAGUGCCAUCCUGCUGAUUGCUCCAGGCCGCUGAUUUGGUCCAAGGACUGCGCAAAAAACUGAAUGAGGGUAUGAGGACACUAGCCUGUAUAUUUUAGUCAGGGUAUUUGCAUAGAAUGUAGAUUGUUACAAGUUUUUGCACAAUGUACUGUUAAUACAAUUUUUAAAGCUUAUCUGUAGUUUAUUUAUUUAUACUCAUUGUAUGUAUUAGUAAAAAUGAACAAUCUUACUGAUCGUUAAGAACAGCAAAGUGUAAACAUUUUGAAUGUACAAAAUGUCUUGGGUUCUUUGGGUAAACUCUACAUAUCGUUCUGGAAAAUUCAUGUUUCUUAUUGAACAUUGAGUUACAUUUUAACGGAGCCCUCUGGGCCCUGGGAAAAUGUGGGCAUGGUAGAUGGUGGGGGGAACUCUUUGCAUAUAUUUACUAAACUGUUUUUCAGGGCUUACUAACUUUGCUGUGCAGGAUAGGUUUGAGUUAAAGUCAAUCUGUUUUUAAAAAUUAAACGGCAAAUUUGUAGCUGUGUUUUUAUAACUUGAGAAAAAGUUAAAUUUGGCAGUCUCUUAGCUCGGCAAGAGAACUAGCCUCUUUCCAGGGGAGAUGGGAGAUUUUUUUUGCACUCAUUUGAGAACAUAUUCGGCCUUUGAUAUGACAAUUAAAACUUGUCUAGACAGCCAAGUUAUUAAUGCUUGAAAAUCAUCUACUGCACAUGAAUAAUAACUUUUCAAGUAGCUUUUUAACUAGUAGGUAUAGCUGUAUAAACAGAGUCAUUGCGCUACACUAUAAAUGAACACAACCACUUUUCUUGACUUCUUUAGGACUAAAUGCGCUUUUUCCUUGGCUGCUCACAGUAGACCACGACAAGUUUUUCUGAGUAGUUAUAAUCAUGAUAUAAACAUAUAUUUAGGCAAUUUUGAAGACGUGUAAUGUAGGGACACAGAAUAUAAAAACAUCAUUUGUAGCACAGUAUUAAAAAAAAAAAAGAGAAAAAAAAAUCUCACAAACAGAGUUAUAUUAAGUUUGCAAUAAGGAAGUGUUUCAAAGCAACCAGAACUGGAAUAUCCAAAGUGGAGGGUAGAAUGCCAGUUGCAAAGCCUCAUUUUGCGCUAAUUUGGCCUGCAGUUAAGAAGCCUUAGACUGCAAGCUGAAAUUCCAGCUAUGGCUCUAGUCCAAAGGCUGCUGAGGUCAACCAGAGUCCUCUGAGCACAAAGGCAUAGAAGCUUGAUUCUUAUUUCACACAAGUGCAGAUCUCUCUGUGAAGCCAGGGGGUGGUGCUGCUGUGAGUGAGUUAAGAAUUGGGCUCCCACCUACAAAAUGAGUUGUUAAUGGAAAUUUUAGCCUUAAGAUUGAAGCCCCCUGACUUUUUUUCCUUUUUCAAAAUUAAGUGAAAAGCUGUUGUUUUCCAGAUGAUCUUUUUAUCUGGUCUAUGGCUUCUAAGUUGUGCAUCAGAUUCUGUUUGUACUCCGGAUUGAACCUCAAUAUGAAAUGUUCCCGUCUUGCUCUGUUUUUACUCUUCUCCACGAUUCAUGAUGGCUGUGUCAUUUUUCGUCGUAUAAAGAAUGCUGACAGUGUUUUGGUACAAAAUAUAUUCUUAAAAAUGAUGAUAAUAAAAAUCCAAGGGAAAGGUGCUUCCACAUGAGCUGUUCGGAUUUUUCUCCAGCUUUGGAACAGUCUGUAGCUCCAAAGCAGAUGCAAGCAGAAAAUGAAUUCUGUUUGGAGAGAUGUUUGAUGCCCACCCUGUCUAGUGCUUUCUCUAACUAUACCUGUGAAGCCAUGUUUUGUGAUGCAGAGCCAUUGCCUGAGGCUGUCCUGCUACUCCAGAGGGCCACACAGUAGGAGGCUGGAGAGAGCAGCACUGUGGCCCUGCAGUAGCACAAAACCCAAAAAGAUCUCUGACAGCACAAGGCCAAUAGAGAUUCCUGCUCUAUGCCUUUGCUGUAGCCCAGAAUAAGGGCUUUGGCUGACUUGAAUUUUCAGCCACUUGAGGCUCCAGGUAGCUGCAGUAGUUUAGUGCAGCCCUCAGAUUUUUCAUGACCUGGAUGGUCUUGGCACAGCACAGAGCAUAGGCCAAGCACGCUGAGAUGAACUUUACAGAGGUCUCUAUCAGCAGCAAAGACCUGGUGAUAACCAUCCUGCCUACUUUCCCACCUCUGUACCAGGCACACUACUUGGUUCCUGCUCCAGUAGUUACCUGGCUCAGCAAAAUGCUAUUUUGAACCUCGUUCUUGUUUUGCCUAACUCAACUGACUGUGGCACCCACCACCUGCUUCUGCCCUGUCAUGGUUUCUGAGCAGGGCUUAGAGGCAAGAAGAGCUGCAAAUCCGCUUUUGCUGGGCAGUGGUUUGGCUGAGAGCUCAAGAAAGGGCAGAAAGUCACAUUUAGAGUUUCCACAUCUACUUGUGUGUUUAACAGAAUGUUGGAAGCCUUUUCUUUUGCUCUUGGGCAGUACCAGGAAGGAUGAUGGCUCCGUAACCAAGGGCUGUCCCACGUGUGCAUGGUUUACUUGGCUAACUGCAUUCAGAAGGUGGUGCAGUGCAAGUCAGAGAAAACUUGGGCCUUAAAUGUUUCUGUUCAGUUAGACUUUGAGCUAAACCCAAAUGUUUAAGAUGGGAGACUGCUGUAAAAUUUAUAUCUGAAUUCUGUCUCUAGAAUUUAGGGAUUACUCAGAUGUUCAUUUGGGGUAUAAGCCCUACUAAGCAUGAAAUCAGACUGUUUCCAAACUGGGACAGUCAUUGGGUUUUCAAAAUGCUUUUCAGUAGGCUGUAGUAGUCUGUGAACUACUUGGAAGCUGCAGUUCCUCAGGAGCAAGUGUGUGUUAGCCAACUUUUGAGAUCUUCUGCUAGAAUCUAUGAGCUAAAUAUUUCUGCAGUUUCCUCUAAAUGAGGAAAUUAUUUCUGAAAUGAAAGAAGUCUUGAAUGGGUAAAAGCUUUGGAGUGUAAUCUCUCAACUUAGCAUAGCUUUAUUAUUUUUUCCAAAAAGGAAAAAAA
This is a messenger RNA of Meleagris gallopavo (turkey), 4136 nucleotides long. The record is from RefSeq and is a predicted model, not a curated record. Lineage: Eukaryota; Metazoa; Chordata; Aves; Galliformes; Phasianidae.